This is a messenger RNA of Gracilinanus agilis (Agile Gracile Mouse Opossum), 930 nucleotides long. RefSeq names its product olfactory receptor 9-like. The transcript has a single exon. Gene Ontology annotation, molecular function: G protein-coupled receptor activity; olfactory receptor activity. The coding region runs from base 1 to 930 and encodes 309 amino acids. The record is from RefSeq and is a predicted model, not a curated record. Gene Ontology annotation, biological process: G protein-coupled receptor signaling pathway. Gene Ontology annotation, cellular component: membrane. Lineage: Eukaryota; Metazoa; Chordata; Mammalia; Didelphimorphia; Didelphidae.
AUGGAUGAUGAUAAUGGGACAUCAGUAAAUGAAUUCAUUUUGUUGGGAUUCUCAGAUUUGAGAGGUUAUAAGCUCCCCCUCUUUUGGGGAGUGCUCUUUGUCUACCUGGUCACCCUAUGUGGAAAUUCCCUGAUCAUCACCCUUACCCUGCUUGACUCAGCCCUUAACACACCCAUGUACUUCUUUCUCAGACAUCUCUCUGUAAUAGAGAUUCUCUAUACUACCACUAUUGUGCCUAGGAUGCUGAGGGAUCUCCUCUUCUCACAUCCUGUCAUCUCUCCUGUUGGCUGCUUCACCCAGAUGUAUUUCUUUGCCCUCUUUGGCAUUGCUGAAUGCUGUCUGCUUGCUGCCAUGGCUUAUGACCGUUUUGCUGCCAUUUGCCGGCCCCUGCACUAUGCCACAUUAAUGAACAGACAGGUAUGUGUGGGUAUGGUGGGUGCUUCCUAUCUAAUGGGCAUCACCACAGGAACCACCCACUCCAUCUUCAUCUUUACCUUGCCCUUCCGUGGCACCAAUAUUGUUCACCACUUUCUAUGUGACAUUUUACCAGUUUUGAGGCUGGCAAGAGGAGACACAUUCUGGGCUGAGGUUGAGAAUCUUGUCCUCACUCUGCUUUUUAUCAUUGCUCCCUUUGCAUUGAUUGUGUUUUCGUAUGUCCGCAUCCUCAUUACAAUCCUUGGUUUAGCCUCUGCUCAGGGAUGUCAAAAAGUCUUCUCUACUUGCUCUUCCCACCUACUGGUUGUCCUCCUCUUCUAUGGAACUGCUUCCAUUGCCUACAUGAGACCUGGAGCCAAUACUACACAGGACAUGGACCAAAUCAUCUCCCUUUUCUACACAGUUGUAACCCCCAUGCUCAAUCCUUUUAUCUAUACUCUGAGGAACAAGGAGGUGAUGGGAGCCCUGAGGCGAAAGCUAACAAAACACCUUUGA